This is a messenger RNA of Nilaparvata lugens (brown planthopper), 842 nucleotides long. Its product is annotated as short/branched chain specific acyl-CoA dehydrogenase, mitochondrial. The record is from RefSeq and is a predicted model, not a curated record. Gene Ontology annotation, molecular function: flavin adenine dinucleotide binding; acyl-CoA dehydrogenase activity. Lineage: Eukaryota; Metazoa; Arthropoda; Insecta; Hemiptera; Delphacidae. Gene Ontology annotation, cellular component: mitochondrion.
UUUCACAUUUUUGGCUGCGUCUGCGGUCUGCGAUUGAUAAUAAUUUGAUAAACUUUUAUAAGCCAAGUAACUAUUUAUAUGCGAUGAAAGCAUUGUAAAAUAAUGAACAUUUGUGUUUAUCUACAGUUGUUUCAAAAUAUUCCGCAACUUUCAGUUUCAGUGUAGUUUAUUCAUUAAUAAUAAUGACGUUUUUAGGCAUAAAGUUGCUUGUCACUACCCUUAUCAAACAAAAUUAUUAUGCUUCUAGGUUAAAGGCUCGGAAGCCAAUUCAAAGAUUUUUCUGGUCUGCAUUAUCAAAACGUCAAUUCAGUACCACGUCAUUAGUUGAUGCACCUACACCAGUACACGCACCUCCGCUAACAAUCUUUUCUGAGGAUGAAGCUCUUCUCAAGGAAACAGCAAACAAGUUCGCAGACGAAAUGGUCGCUCCCCUUGUCAAGAAAAUGGAAAAAGACAAGAAAAUUGACGAAGGACUCCUGAAAGCUCUUUUUGAUAAUGGGUUCAUGGGCCUGGAGAUAGACACUAAGUACGGUGGUGCAGGGUCUUCGUUUUUCUCUAGCAUUCUGAUAAUAGAGGAGAUAUCGAGGGUCGACCCAGCUCUGAGCAUCAUAGUCGACAUUCAAAAUACUCUCGUCAAUGCGAUGAUAGCCAAGCUGGGCACGCAGCAACAGAAAGACAAGUACUUGCCAAGGCUUGCUACUGAUAUGGCUUCGAGCUUCUGCUUAUCAGAAACGCAAUCUGGCUCCGAUGCGUUUGCGCUGAGAACGAAGGCUGUCAAGGAGGGAAGUGACUACAUUAUCAACGGCUCCAAAAUGUGGAUUUCCAAUUCAGAUGUGGCCGGC